AUGCUUACCGAAACGUUCUACGUAGAUCCUCGCGUUGAAGGGUGCGGCAGCCUGUCGUCAAGAGCCCAGCGACUGGGCUUCAAGACGAGAGGCUUCUUAGGCGAGGGGGUCACGGUAUGCGUUGCGGCAUCAACAAACCCCGCGGCGGGGGACGGGGGAGCGAGUGAAGAUGCAGCGACAGCGACAGCGGGGGCGGUAGGCGGGGCGCGUCAGUUGCGCGGCCGGCGUUUAAGCCGAAUUCACCGAAUGGCUCAAACCGAGUUCAGCGCACAGCCGGGGCGACAAACGCACACGUCCAUCGUGGACCAGGCGCGACAGCUGCGCGCCACCGUCGUUACCGGGCAGGCCUUCCGGCUCUGGCUCGGGCGGCAGGAGUCCAAACGGGGGGCCGGCAGAGGAGAAGGAGGGAGGGUGCCGGCGGCGGCAGGGGCGGCGGUGGCGGUCGAGGGGAAGGAGACAGCCGAUCGCCCUUUGAUGUCCCGCGGCGGUGGUGGGCAGCAGCGUGCGGCGGGCGCGAGCAGGUUCAAGUCGCGGGAGCACCCGCGGGUCGUGAUCAAAGACUUGGAUGGAUUGGAGCCUGAUCGGGUGCAGGCAUUCCCCCCGGAGCUUUUGCGCAAGUGUUUUCUUCACACGGACGCCCCGCCGGGAAUCUGUCCCUUUACCCCUCGAGAGCAGGCAAGCGUGCGGAGGCGCGGCGCACAACUUGGCAGCAACAGUAGCAACGGUGUUUUUGUUCUUCUGGAGGAGGAGUGGGACCGCGAGGUGCUCAAGAUGAAGAAAAAGGACGCUCAAUGCGUCGGGGCAAAGGUUGCAGCGAGAAUGCCGCCGGCCGGCUCGCAGAAGCCCCGCCGGGGAGGCUGGUGCGAAUGCUGCGAGAUCCAGUACAUCGGAACCAUGUCGGAGCACUGCGCUAGUGACCGGCACACUGCUGCCGUCGAGGCGGACCCUCACUUUGCGGCGCUGCUCGCAUUUGAGAGCUGGACGGGUGCGGAGGGCGACUCGAGCGUCGUACGCGAUACAGCUCCGGGCCGAACAGCAGCGUACCCGACACCUAAAGCAGAGAUGGCCGGCCGCGACAGUACCGCCGUGUCGCCGGCGUUGUCGCCGGCGUUGCCGGGACCGGCGACGAAGGGGGAAGGCCACGAAGAGGGGGGUGGCGAGGAGCCCCUCCUUCCGCCGGUUGCGGGAAGCGAGGUGCUGCAGGGAUGUGGGGAAGACAACGACCAAAAUCCUGUCGCGCUAGGUACAGGUAGCCCCCCGAUAGGCCGCCGACAGGGCAGCGCUGUCUCGUCAAGCCGCGAAGGCGAGCGAGAGGCACCCGCCGCGACAAACGAAGACUCGAUCUUGGAAGGAGGAGCGAUAUCUCCCUCCGGGCUGCGAGAAGCGACCGGAGGCGGCGGCGGCGGCUCCGCGAGGGCCUCGCGGGGCUCGCCACGCCUCCGGCCGAAGCCGGAUCAGCCGAGCGGGGUGGCUCUUCGCAGCAGCGAACCAGGAGCACCAGGAGAGUGUCGACCAGCGCCGCCGAGAGUCAAGCGUGGGACUUGUCCGCCGGACUGGGACAGCCGGAAGGACCAUCGAAAACCAGGCUCCCCUACAGCAGACACGCCGGCAACGUCUGCCGCGAGCGUUCCGUCCUCCCUAACGGACUGCCGCAGUAAUCAGGACAGCAGCAGCAAGAGCUCGGUAUUCCCGGCCGAAUCACCGGUAUAUGAUGUUCAAGGGCCGGACAUGUUGCCCCCGUUGUCGGCGUCAUCUUCGCCGACGUCGACGUCGUCCACACCUCGCACCGGGCGACGGCGCGGCACCCGCGGCUCUCGGGGAGAAAAUUCAAGCUCCGUGGUGGGCGGCGCCUCAUCUUCGCCGCCCGAUGCGGCACGGAGAAUGGAUCUGCGGGUGGGACGCGGAGGGACGGGCGGGGCGCCUGAAGCCCCCGGUACUUGGCCCUCCCCUCCUAAAGGCGAGCAACAGCGGUUGACCCGUCCGUCUCCACCACGCGAGAUCGGGACCUCGCCGUCUCCCGCAUCCGUGACGACGAGCAAGCAAGAGCAGAUCGACGAGCGGAAGAAGAAGAGGCGGAAGCGCGCGCUGGCGCUGCUCGAAGCCAGCGCAGGCUGGGCCGCGUCGGUCCGAGAAGCGGCCGGCCCGUGUCCAGGCGACCGCACCCCCAGAAGCCUGACGACCACCAGCGGCGGUCGUCCUUGCAGAAAGGUCACCAAAGCCUCGCCGUCCUCGUCGAGGGGAAGCACGGCGGCACAAAGCCAGCGAGUCUCGAAGGAGAAGAGCCCGAGGGAAGACGUCGGCGGCGGCGGCGGCGGCUCGCCUUCGACGAGCCGCACCAACGGUCCAUCGCGCGAGAACGAGGAAGGAGAACAACCGUGUGGUACUGACCGUUCGGGGGUGACGGUAGAGGCAGGGUCGAACGCGGAGGCACGCGAUGGCUGCGGGGGGUCGGCUGCGGCCUCGGUACGACGACGUUGCGCGCCGCCGCCGCCGCCGACGACGACUCAAUGCCCGCCGUCUCCUGCUGAGGAUGCCCACGGGAGGGAGCGGAUGCCUAAGAGAGCAAGGCUUCCGCCUGACAACGGACACACCUACGGCGAGGAGUUCGAAAACAUCCCCCCCUCGAGCGACCGCACACCACCCAGCGGGGAGAAGAACAGCGGUGGAACUAGCAGCAGUGGAAGAAACCGCAGCAGCGCUCGCCAACCACAAGCCUCGAGCACCGCUAGCAGGAUGGGGCUAGAAACUGCCGCAGCGGGCCAGCACAGCUCGCCCGUGUCGAGCGAAGGUACUCGAAGCAUUUCGCGCAGGCUAGGGUCGAAGUUUGCGGAGAACCAGACCAGAAGCUCCAACGCCGCGAGCAGAGCGCGUACGAACCGCGUCGCGGUGGGCGCGACCAGCAAAAUAGAACCACCCACAAGCAAGCGAGCGCAGGCGAAUGCGACCCGCCCGUGCACACGCUCGGAGUUGCCGAGACCUACGCGCCGUAAUUGUUUGUCUUCACCGGGGUCUUUUUUGACCGAAUUUUCGUAGACCGACGAACUUUUUGGUCGCCAGAGGAUGAAAUUCGAAACUUGUUUUGUUACUUCUACGCAUGAAUGUCGUACAGGUCAUUGACAGCAUUCGGAACGCUGUUUAUUUCGCAUCUAUCAUCAGCUUCAGAGUUGUUUUUGUUCGUGUUUCAGCGUGUACUGUAGUAAGGGUCGUUAGGGCUACCUGUUUGCUGUUGUAUUUAUCGGCUUCAGAUUUAUUCGGCGUAGUCACGGGUAGGUUUGGAUCGUUAGGGCUAUGCAUACUUGUGUUUGCUGUCGUAUGUAUCAGCUUUAAAGUUAUUCGGUGUUGCAGUGAGGGGUCGCUAGAGCUGCUUGUUUGCUGAAUGCUGUUGACAGCAGUGUGCGUGUGUUCGGGAAAAAGAAAUCAAACUGCAUUCCCUCUUGAUGCGUGUAGGUGCCCAUUCGGUGUGCCAAAAAAAAUCGGGGGAGGGGAUAGGUGAUCGUGUUUUUUCUGUCCCCCCCACUUUUGCUCCCGUUCCACGUCGUCGAUGAUACCAUCCAUCGAUUGCGGUGGGAAAGGGGUGACGAGCGCCGGGCUGAAGUGAAUGCCCCUGUUGUGGCAACGUGACAACAUUCAGCUCUU
Messenger RNA from Ectocarpus sp. CCAP 1310/34, 3636 nucleotides. Lineage: Eukaryota; Phaeophyceae; Ectocarpales; Ectocarpaceae. The record is from the annotation of a GenBank genome assembly.